AUGGGUGUCCCCGCGCUGUUCCGAUGGCUCUCCAACAAAUAUCCGAAGAUUGUUUCUCCGGUUAUUGAGGAGCAGCCCCAAGUGGUCGAUGGAGAAGAAAUCCCAAUCGAUAUCACUCGUCCGAACCCUAAUGGCGAGGAGCAGGAUAACCUUUACCUGGACAUGAAUGGUAUUGUUCAUCCAUGUACCCAUCCCGAGGGGAAGCCUCCCCCAGCGGAUGAGCAGGAAAUGAUGAUGGAAAUCUACAAGUACACUGAUCGAGUGGUCAACAUGGUGCGCCCCAGAAAGCUUCUCAUGAUCGCUAUCGGUAUGCGGUUUCCACUAACCUCGAUCCUAUGUCUCGAUGGCGUCGCCCCAAGAGCGAAGAUGAACCAGCAGCGCGCGCGUCGAUUCCGCUCAGCGCAAGAGGCCAAGGAGAAUGACCAGAAGAAGGAGGAGCUCCACAAGAUGCUUGCUCAGCAGCAUGCUACGAAGACCGGCGAGCAGUUGAUUCGGGAGGAGGUUGUUCAGAAGACGUGGGACAGCAACGUUAUCACGCCCGGAACGCCUUUCAUGGAUAUCCUUGCAGCCUCGUUACGGUAUUGGAUUGCCUACAAGCUCAACACUGACCCGGGUUGGGAAAAUCUGAAAAUCAUCAUUUCGGAUGCCACGGUCCCAGGAGAAGGAGAGCACAAGAUCAUGAAUUUUGUGCGAUCGCAGCGAGCCUCGCCUUAUCACGACCCAAACACUCGUCAUGUCAUCUAUGGUCUAGAUGCUGAUCUGAUUAUGCUGGGUCUUGCUACCCACGAACCUUACUUCCGUGUACUGCGUGAAGACGUGUUUGCUCAAGACUCUAGGCCUCGCGGGCCGCCCAAAGGAAAAGAGUGGGGAAUUCGACGAGAAGCAGCACGCUGCCCCGUGAAGCCAUUCAUUUGGCUUCAUGUCGCUGUGCUAAGAGAAUAUCUUGCUGUGGAGCUUCGUGUUCCUCAGCAACCGUUCCCAUUCGACCUUGAACGUGCACUGGAUGACUGGGUCUUCAUGUGUUUCUUCGUUGGCAACGAUUUCCUUCCUCAUCUGCCUUCUUUGGAUAUUCGUGAAAACGGAAUUGAUACCCUGAUCGCGAUCUGGCGUGACAGUCUCCCUGCCAUGGGAAGUUACCUUACCAAAGAUGGAAGUGUUGAGUUGAAAAACGCUCAAAUUAUCUUGCAAGGACUGGCAAAGCAAGAGGAUGCUAUCUUCGCACGUCGUCGGCAAGCGGAUGAAAGAAAGCAGGCAAACGAGAAGAGACGCAAGGAGCAAGAUGCGGCUCGAAACGAAGAGCGUGCUCAAAAGCGAAGGCGGAGCUCCCCCCCAAUAUGA
This is a messenger RNA of Penicillium mononematosum, 1338 nucleotides long. RefSeq lists its product as uncharacterized. NCBI's taxonomy places the organism in Eukaryota, Fungi, Ascomycota, Eurotiomycetes, Eurotiales, Aspergillaceae. The transcript is spliced from 5 exons. Bases 1 to 1338 code for a protein of 445 amino acids. Gene Ontology annotation, cellular component: nucleus. Gene Ontology annotation, molecular function: RNA binding; 5'-3' RNA exonuclease activity. Gene Ontology annotation, biological process: nuclear-transcribed mRNA catabolic process. The record is from RefSeq and is a predicted model, not a curated record.